Messenger RNA from Schistocerca cancellata (South American locust), 1017 nucleotides. RefSeq lists its product as uncharacterized. The transcript has 7 exons. The record is from RefSeq and is a predicted model, not a curated record. Gene Ontology annotation, biological process: intracellular signal transduction. Bases 1 to 1017 code for a protein of 338 amino acids. NCBI's taxonomy places the organism in Eukaryota, Metazoa, Arthropoda, Insecta, Orthoptera, Acrididae.
AUGGCUGUUAAAGAAGGCUGUUUAGAGACAACCAGUAUCCUUCUUGAAAUGGGUGCAGAUGCCAACAUCAGUUUUGAGAUUGAUGAUUUUGAUAUAGUAGCACUGCAUCUGGCUGCAUGGGGUAAUGAACCAAGGUUGGUUGAAUGUCUGUUGGAUGUUUCAGAUAUGGGAAAGAUUGCUGAGUGCAGAAACAGUAAUCCUAUAAUAUACGCAAUCAAGCGCAUGCAACUACAAUCAGUUAAAAUGCUGUUGGAGUGGUGUCCAUUUCUUUUAAUGAUGACAAUUAGAUGCAGAAGUGAGAUCCUUUCAGAAGAUUACAGUGCCAUUGGUCCUGCUCCAUACCUACUCCACUACAGGGCUGAGCAAGCAGAAGCAUUGCCUGCACUGGAACUGCUCCUUAAAUAUGGAUGUUCAGUAAAUGCCUCCUCCCAUUUUGAAGUUCCACCAUUAGCAGCCAUUACAGCUUCAGCAGCGUGUAAAGAAGUAAAGGAAAAAUUCAUUCAUUUUCUCAUAGACCAAGGUGCUGAUCCUGAUGCUGGAUAUCCUUGGUAUCCAAUUAACCCUCUACCAGCAGCCUGGUAUUAUGCAUGUCACAUUCAUGGACACCAGAAAUGGUUGAUCAGGCUGCUGAUGUCUGUAAGCAGAAAACGUGACCCUAACUGGCUGCUGUCAGUAGUGUACGAGUGUGUGACUUAUAUACCGUUUAUAGAGGAUGAAGAAGUACCGAACUCUACACUUCAGUGUAUGUUGGAUUUAUGUCUUGAACUUGGUUUUUCAAACAAUUUUAUCAUGUCAAGGAUUUGGAGGAAAUUCAGGAAACCAGCACUGGCUGGAGGAAGACAGCAAAACCAAGAAGAGGAAACAUCUUAUACUUAUCUAACUGUUCCUGAAGCACUUACACCACCUUCACUUUUAAAGUUGUGCCGUAUUGUAGUUGUCACACAUUACUGUCCGUCAGUCCUAAGGAAAUACAAAUUACCUAGCGCCAUAAAUGAUUUCCUGAACUAUAGGUCUUAA